AGUCACGGAACGUCGUAGCACGUGUGAAUUUAGGAAUUUUUACUUUUUGCAGUAGUUUAUUAAAUUUACUAACGCUUCAUAAGUUUUAGCAGUAAAAUUAACAAGAAAAAGUUAAAUUUGUCAUAAGGUUAAAUAUGGGUAAAGCUAAAAAACUGAAACCUUCCCAAAUCGGGAAAAAUGUUGCGCUCGCUGAUCAAAUAGAGGCUAAUAAUGCUGUGAAGAAUAAAAAUAGGAUGAAAGAAAGGAGCAGGCAUGAUGACGACGAGGAGUUUAUUAAUGCAGACUUAUCCAAAAAAAUUCUUAAAGCUGCCAGGAGACAGCAAGCAGAAUUGGAUGAAGGUGAAGCGGGACCUUCACCUGCUAAACAUGUGCAGUUGCCUGCAACUUACAAUGAUGCUGAGUCUGACGACAACUCUGGGUCUGAUCAUGACGAUCUUGAACCUGAUGCAUACUAUGACAACAUUGAAAUAAAUGAAGACGAUGAGGAAGCCUUGAGAAUGUUUAUGUCCUCCAAACCAGAUAGGACUCGCACACUUGCUGAUAUUAUAAAAGACAAAAUCACAGAUAAACACACAGAAUUACAAACCCAAUUUUCUGACAUAGAAACCUUGAAAUUACAAAAUAUUGAUCCCAGGAUAAAAACUAUGUAUGAGGGUGUGAGGGAUGUCCUACAAAAGUACCGAUCUGGUAAAUUACCCAAGGCUUUCAAAAUGGUACCCCAUCUACAGAACUGGGAACAAAUAUUGUACAUAACUGAACCUACUACAUGGUCAGCAGCAGCUAUGUAUCAGGCAACAAGGAUAUUUGCAUCAAACUUAAAGGAGAAAAUGGCACAGCGUUUUUACAACUUAGUUCUUUUACCCCGUGUAAGAGAUGAUCUGGCAGAGUACAAGAGGCUGAACUUUCAUUUAUAUCAAGCUCUCCGGAAAGCCUUAUUUAAGCCUGGUGCAUUCAUGAAGGGCAUAUUGUUGCCCCUUUUGGAGUCUGGAGACUGCACCUUACGUGAAGCUAUAAUUGUGGGAUCCGUCCUGGCCAGAAACUCAGUCCCAGUGCUUCACUCCAGCGCAGCAAUGUUGAAGAUUGCAGAAAUGGAUUACACAGGAGCUAACUCCAUAUUUUUACGCAUUCUUUUUGAUAAAAAGUAUGCUCUGCCCUAUAGAGUUGUUGAUUCAGUAGUAUUCCAUUUCUUAAGGUUUCAGAUGGAUCCUCGCAAUUUGCCAGUUCUUUGGCAUCAAGCCCUUCUGACAUUCGUUCAGCGUUAUAAAGCAGAUAUAUCUACAGAACAACGAGAUGCUCUCCUCGAGUUGUUGCGGAAGCAGUCUCAUCCAACUAUCACGCCAGAGAUUCGAAGGGAACUACAAGCAGCUAAGUGCAGAGAUAUUGAAAUAAAUGAAUCCUUACCUAGUAAUAUGAAUGUAGAAUAAGUUAUAUCUAUUAAAAUUUGUAAAUAAAAAACUUGACUUGUC
This is a messenger RNA of Ostrinia nubilalis (European corn borer), 1466 nucleotides long. RefSeq names its product bystin (gene bys). Gene Ontology annotation, cellular component: cytoplasm; preribosome, small subunit precursor; nucleolus. The transcript is spliced from 8 exons. Gene Ontology annotation, biological process: rRNA processing. The record is from RefSeq and is a predicted model, not a curated record. Lineage: Eukaryota; Metazoa; Arthropoda; Insecta; Lepidoptera; Crambidae. Bases 135 to 1424 code for a protein of 429 amino acids. Gene Ontology annotation, molecular function: snoRNA binding.